Messenger RNA from Xyrauchen texanus (razorback sucker), 1927 nucleotides. RefSeq names its product F-box protein 7 (gene fbxo7). Gene Ontology annotation, molecular function: protein kinase binding. The transcript has 10 exons. The record is from RefSeq and is a predicted model, not a curated record. Bases 44 to 1441 code for a protein of 465 amino acids. Gene Ontology annotation, biological process: positive regulation of autophagy of mitochondrion; autophagy of mitochondrion. Lineage: Eukaryota; Metazoa; Chordata; Actinopteri; Cypriniformes; Catostomidae.
UCUGGCUUCACUGCGCUCGAGUUUGACGUAUCGUCAGUGCAGAAUGAAGCUCCGGGUGAGAAUCAACAAACAGACCAGCAAACUGGAGCUGGACGGACCAGAACCGACUUUAUCUGAGCUCAGUGCCCGGAUCAGAGACACCCUACUGCCGCUAUGUGGACUUGGCUCUGAUGCAGAGUUUAAUCUGUCUCUGAAUGGAAAAGAUACUCUGCUGGACACCGGACAGACGCUCUCCUCCUGUGGGCUUGUUUCUGGCGACAUGAUCAGUGUGAUUUUGCCAACACAAACUGCCCCACAAACCGCAGGCAGCACUGGAGCCGCUCAGCAGAACCAGACAGACACACUCCGAUCCAGCGAGGAGGCGGGUCCCAGCAGCAGGGAGAGAGAUGAUGUGAUGGAGGAGUGGAUGGAGGACGAGUCCGGAGUCUUCGCUCCUCCACCGUUGCUGUGCUGUGAAACUGAUGCUGGUCUGAUUCCUCACACUCUGGAGCGACUACUGGACUCCGCGAUCUGUCAGAACCCGUCAGACUGUCUGAUGCUCACCACACACCUUAUGCUGCUGGAGACCGGCUUUCUGACGCAGGGUUCAAGUGGGACCUCAGGUCAGAUGCCAAUUGGCUGGAGGGCAGCAGGGGGCGUGUACAGACUUCAUUAUGCCCACCCACUUCUCGAGAACAGCCUUGUAUCGGUGGUCGCUGUACCGAUGGGCCAAACACUAGUCAUUAAUGCCGUCCUUAAAAUGGACAAGCAUUUGGAGAGUUCUAGAAAACUGGUGCUGAAACCAGAUGCUUAUGUGACACCUGACUGGGCAGGUGGCAGCACAGAGGUCGUUUACAGAGACUUACGGAAACUCUCUCGUCUCUUUAAAGAUCAGCUGGUGUAUCCACUAAUGGCUGCCGCCAGACAAGCACUGGGACUGCCUGCUCUGUUCGGUCUGCCAGUUCUUCCUCCUGAGCUGUUGUUACGUGUGUUACGAUUGUUGGACGUCACAUCACUCGUCUUGCUGUCGGCUGUGUGCCGAGAUCUGAAUGUGGCUACCCACGAUCCCUCACUUUGGAGACACCUGCUGCACAGGGACUUUAGGGUGUGUUUAGGUGCCGGCACUCAGCUCAGAGACACAGAUUGGAGAGAGCUUUACAAAAAGAAAUAUAAACAGAGGAAGCAGAAUGAGCGUAGGGGCAGAUGCAGGUUUUACCCUCCUCAUGUGCCUCCGAUUUACCCUCUUACCCCCAUCCCACCUGCCCCUCUACCCUUCCCACUCUACCCUCCCGGCAUCAUCGGAGGAGAUUACGACCAAACCCCCGUCGUUCUGCCCCGGCCACGCUUCGACCCAAUUGGCCCUCUCCCCGGUCAUCUCCCAGGUGCGGGCGUUCCCAUUGGGCGGCGGUCUUUGAGGCCUGGUGGAAAUCGUCCAGCAGACAUCAGGAGAGGUUUCAUCUGAACGUCAGCACUUUAAAUACUCCAACAUAAACACGAUGUAAACGAGAACUCAAGAAUAUGCAGAGGAUAAAAUCAUUCUGAUGCUGAUAUUUUCUUUGUGCUCCAUUCAUUCAAGCAGUCAUAGUUACAGGUUUUUUUAAUCGAUACACAACAAUUCAUUUGAUUAAAGGAAAAUUCUGUCAUCGUUUCCUCAUUCACAUGCUCUUCCAAACCUGUUUGACAUGCGUGAAAAGUAUCAUAUUAGUAGUACAUAUGACUUGUGCACUAUAUUUCAAGUCUACAGAAGUCAGACGGUAGCUUAGUGUGACAAACAGACCCAAAUUAAAUUUCAGUCUUAUGUUCAAACAAAGCUUUUGUUUUAGUUAGUAUGAGCAACUUGAGGGUGAGUAAAUGAUGACAGAAUUUUCCUUAAAUUAGACAUAAGAAUAAAGAUGUUGAGGCACAAAAAAAUAACAUUCAAUAAAACGUGCAGGGUUAUUUUAAGGUG